This is a messenger RNA of Ylistrum balloti, 1314 nucleotides long. RefSeq lists its product as uncharacterized. Lineage: Eukaryota; Metazoa; Mollusca; Bivalvia; Pectinida; Pectinidae. Bases 1 to 1314 code for a protein of 437 amino acids. The record is from RefSeq and is a predicted model, not a curated record. The transcript has a single exon.
AUGUCGACAGUGCUCUCCAGCUCGUCCUACUGUAUCCCAUUAUCACAAUCAUCACCUACUCAUCCUUUUCGCUCACUUGUCCAGCUUCCCCAAUCCAGCGACAUGCAACGUAAUUAUGCCUUUGCCACGUUGCCUAGUUACCAGCGGUACACUCGCAGAGAAACCAUUAAAACAGACGUCACCAAGGAUACCACGGCUUAUGCCAAUAUCAGACAGAAAAUCAGUUCUACUAGUCUUACCGUUCCUUACGAGAAAGGACUGGACACUCUGAAAGCGCUGCAACGUUCAAAUGAUACCUCAUCGGCAGAACUUGGAUCCAUUUUAAAACUUCAAAAACGAAGGACGGAAACCAUCACGUGCAACAGAAUUUCGGCUAAACAGAUUAUUAAUGAUGUGCUUACUUCUGGAAGACAAUCGCCACGAACCCGGUUAGGGUCGGAAGGUGGUUCGUCUGUGCGGAGUACAGAAUCAAAACUAUCCAAGGUCAAGGUCAUAAGAGCACGACCUCCGUACCGAAAAGACAGACUAGAGUCUGAAACGAGUAGUAAUGCCUCGAGAAGUAGACCUACUUCUUAUACAAGCUGGUAUACGGACGAGUCUUUAUGGGGUGACAAGUUAGAUGAAAUCAAAGAACGGUAUGCCGAUAACAGCGAUUUCAUAACGUCUAUGCGUCGUGAUAAAGGUGAUGGCAAGAGUGACAACAGAAGUGAGGUCAGUGAAGCGGAUCUCACUCCGCGACUGGACGUCAAAAGCAUCUCACCAAAUAACACUAAAAUGAAACAUUCAAAUAAGAAAAAUCUGAAAUUAAAGAAAGCAGUGUUUUUACCAACGAUUCCAAUACACGACGAGGAACAGCGAAAUAGAGAUGGAAGUUUGUCAAGUCAUACAACAGAAAGCAGUAGGUCCGUUCACGGGAAUGUAAACUUCUUUUGCAGAGAAAGUACUAAUAAUGUUUACAUACCAAAAAGGAGAAAAGUUGAAUUUAAUCUAAAGCCAAAACGACCGGUGCGAUUACCACCUAUUCCGGCGAAGAGGGAAACAAACGUUUAUAAAAAGCCCAAAUCCAUUUUGAAAAAAUGCGACGAUGUUUUCGACGAUCUGCCGCCAUCACGUUCGCCCUCUCCAACGUUCAGGGAAACGGAAGAGGGGAACGUAGUAUCAAGCUGGCAGGUUCAUCUCCCUCGUCUGACGUCACCAGUACCAAGUGCUCGUAGACAAGCCAUGUCUUUUCACAGACAAAGUAUCAAAGUGAAAUGUAGUAAAGAAUUCGAGACUGUCGCGAGUGAUAUCAAAUCAGACAGGAAUGAAACGUAA